Messenger RNA from Capra hircus (goat), 2284 nucleotides. RefSeq names its product nucleosome assembly protein 1 like 4 (gene NAP1L4). Gene Ontology annotation, biological process: nucleosome assembly. The transcript has 16 exons. Gene Ontology annotation, cellular component: nucleus; chromatin. NCBI's taxonomy places the organism in Eukaryota, Metazoa, Chordata, Mammalia, Artiodactyla, Bovidae. Bases 152 to 1279 code for a protein of 375 amino acids. Gene Ontology annotation, molecular function: chromatin binding; histone binding. The record is from RefSeq and is a predicted model, not a curated record.
AGCCCGCUUUGUUCGAGGAGGGCGGUGACAGCGGACUCGGCCAAUGGGCGGUGGUGUUGUUGGCGGCCACGGCGGCGCAGUCCCGGAGUGAGCGAAGCCCAGACGGCUGCCGCUACUGCCGCAGGAGGCGUGAGGAGAUAAAGACAUUCAGAUGGCAGAUAACAGUUUUCCAGAUGGGGUUCCUUCAGAUUCCUUGGAAGCUGCUAAAAAUGCGAGUAACACAGAAAAGCUCACAGAUCAGGUGAUGCAGAAUCCUCAAGUUUUGGCAGCUUUGCAGGAACGGCUCGACAAUGUCUCCCACACUCCUUCAAGCUACAUCGAGACUUUACCUAAAGCAGUAAAAAGAAGAAUCAACGCAUUGAAGCAGCUCCAGGUGAAAUGUGCGCAUAUAGAAGCCAAGUUCUAUGAAGAAGUACAUGACCUGGAGAGGAAGUAUGCAGCCUUAUACCAGCCUCUCUUCGACAAGAGAAGGGAAUUCAUCACUGGUGACGUUGAGCCAACAGACGCAGAAUCUGAAUGGCACAGUGAAAAUGAAGAGGAGGACAAAUUGGCCGGAGAUAUGAAAACUAAAGCAGUCAUAGCAGAAAAAGAGGCAGCGGCAGCAGAGGAGCCAAGCCCGAAGGGCAUUCCGGAGUUCUGGUUCACCAUCUUCAGAAACGUGGACAUGCUGAGCGAGCUGGUGCAGGAGUACGAUGAGCCAAUCUUGAAACACCUGCAGGAUAUAAAAGUGAAAUUUUCCGACCCUGGACAGCCUAUGUCUUUUGUAUUAGAGUUCCACUUUGAACCCAACGACUACUUUACCAAUUCAGUCCUGACAAAAACGUACAAGAUGAAGUCAGAGCCAGACAAGGCUGAUCCAUUUUCCUUUGAAGGCCCUGAAAUUGUUGACUGUGACGGGUGUACCAUUGACUGGAAGAAAGGAAAGAACGUAACCGUCAAAACCAUCAAGAAAAAGCAGAAACAUAAGGGCCGAGGCACCGUCAGAACAAUCACCAAGCAAGUCCCCAAUGAUUCCUUUUUCAACUUCUUCAGCCCGCUGAGAGCAUCAGGGGAUGGAGAAUCACUGGAUGAAGACUCCGAGUUCACGCUAGCCUCUGACUUUGAGAUCGGACACUUCUUCCGUGAGCGGAUCGUGCCGCGUGCCGUGCUCUACUUCACGGGGGAGGCCAUCGAGGACGACGACAACUUUGAAGAAGGUGAGGAAGGAGAAGAGGAGGAGUUAGAAGGAGACGAGGAGGCAGAAGAUGAUGACGACGCCGAGACUAACCCCAAGGUGUAAUUUUUGUCUGUUAAUCAUUCAUACGUUUCUAGAAGGAGCCCAGCCAGCCCUCGGAGUGCAAGCAGCAGUGAGGCGCCCGCGUGGACAGUGCUCACACCUAGCUCGUUUUCAAGUGCAUGAUUUUCACUUUAACUUGCCCUUUUACUUUAUUAUUUUGCGUAACCUGUACAGUGGCAGCUCAGAUGCAUUUCAGAGAUAGGAGGUUUAAUCCCAGCACCCGCUACGGCCUCGGGCACAGCUCAGUGGACUCACCCAGCCCUGCCUUGGGGAGGGCCCUGCAGAUCGCGUUGGGGGAUCGCUGGGCGCCAAGGGCACGUGUCCAGGGGUGUGGUUCCAGGGCAUCUCGAACUGGCUCAGCCUCUGCCAUGAGGACGCCCACGCGCCGUCUCCAGUCCCGGCAGCGCCAGCGCGGGUAGCCACCCUUCUCACACUGCUCUGUCUUUAGUUUUAUUUUCCUCAGGACUGACCCUGAGGCUCCAGCUUUUGUGGUUCAUCUCGUAUUUAUUUUAUCUUUCACGCUGGUGACGGCUUGGGGGUGUCGUUCAAGUUUCUGAGACCCUGUGGGGACCAGACACCCGGUGCCCUGAGCCGGAGGUGCUGGUCAGGCUGCAGACCCUGCGGAAGAAGCUGCUCCCUCAGGACACGCGGACCAUGCUUGGCCUUGGGGGCGGGGGUGGGGCUGUGGGCAGAACCAGGGUUUGCCAGGCUCGCGGGGAGGGGCUCCGGCCGGCAAGCACGGCUUUCCUCCAUAGUGCAACACGUCUUGCUUUCUUGUAGCUCCCAUUUCUUAGCCCCACACUCAUUUUGUCUUAAAAGCCUUGGGUUCCAAGCGAGCUGUCCUUGGUGGCGUGUGGGUUUUGAGUGUGUGACCUCUGGCCCGGGGAGUUCAGGCUGUGGCCAGGCUGUAGAGUGCUCAGCCUUACUUAACGAUACAUUUGUAACUGAAUACAGUGUUUUCAAUUUGUACAGAAUAGUUAGAAUAUUCUAUUAAAGUUGUGAACCAUG